This is a messenger RNA of Orussus abietinus, 4486 nucleotides long. RefSeq lists its product as uncharacterized. Gene Ontology annotation, molecular function: kinase binding; molecular adaptor activity; ubiquitin binding. Bases 244 to 1893 code for a protein of 549 amino acids. Gene Ontology annotation, cellular component: cytoplasm. NCBI's taxonomy places the organism in Eukaryota, Metazoa, Arthropoda, Insecta, Hymenoptera, Orussidae. The record is from RefSeq and is a predicted model, not a curated record. The transcript is spliced from 11 exons. Gene Ontology annotation, biological process: regulation of DNA-templated transcription; regulation of hippo signaling; negative regulation of organ growth.
GCGGUUGGAAGGGCUUUAAAUUUUAAAUGCCCUCUACAAUGCACCGGGCAGGGUAGUGAACAAACAAGGGGGUGGUCUGUCACUGAAUAGGUUAGACGUUCACACACGGAAUAUAUUCGUUGUAUUUGAAUGCGUCUUGUAGUACAACCCCACCUGUAUCCGGAAUGCCAGCGCAGGACGCUGAUACGCACUGAUACGUAAAUACCACUGCGGAGUUUCCUCUCUCCUUCGAAGUCCCUCAAAAUGUCAAAAUCGCAGGGGAAGAUGGCGGAUCAAAGUGACAGGAGUCAGUUACCUCCCGGUUGGGAAUGCAGAUACGAUAUUCGAAGUGGACGACCGUACUUUGUCAAUCAUUUUACAAGAACGACAACAUGGGAAGAUCCAAGAGUGAGGUAUUGGCAGUAUGCUCGGUACGCCCAGGCACAUCCUUCUUCGACGCCGAGCUCCAUCACAGCCGUCCAUGGCCCAGAAUCCAUUCCACUACAGACGGGAGGAGGUGGAGGUGGAGUGCACUUAGUUUAUACAGGUUCACACAGAGCUCCACAAGUGUACCCUACUUCAUCGCCUUAUCGCAACCCACAGCCUGCAUUUUUGCCACCAGGCAUACAGGAUCUGAAGACUCCGUUGUCAACAAGGUCUACAAGUGCAAUGUUAAGCAACUUUGGAGGAAUGACAAUUGGAUCGCCCACACCCAUCAGGAAUAUGGAGACUGUCUUAACGGAUAGUUCAGAUGUUGAAAUACAAGUAGCCAAGAUUAGUGCCAUGUUUCCCACAGUCUCUGACACUCAUAUUCGCCUCUUGUUAAAGAAAUACCACAACAGAGCAGCUGUCGUCAUGAGUGCCCUCCAGGUUGAAAAGCAUCCAUUUUGUGAACCUGGGCCGUGUACACCCAUGGGCAUACAUUCUGCCUAUGCUAUUCCGAGAUGUCGACUACCAGCUUACGCCAUACACGCGGGUCUUACGUUGAGUCCGCCUAGGGGGGGCAGACCGGCCCCUCAUUCCCCAAAAAUGAAACUUAGGUACCUGAAGAAUGUGUUUCCCAAGGUGGAUGAGACAAUACUACUCGACAUACUGGAGCAGAGUGACAACAAUGUCCAAAAGGCAUCGGAGAAACUCAUCGAAUUGGGAUAUGAGAAAAGGAACCCGACAGCACCCAGCAGAACGCUGGCGAGGAAGAAAGAAGAGGAACAGGAGCAGGAUAGACAGGCAGCACCGACCCCCCCGCCGCGAAUGAAGAGUUUAGAGGAGAAAAACAAAAUGAAGGCUAGUUUGAUGGAAAAAUACAAGACAGUGCCAGAACGAGUCAUACUCCUAGCAAUGGACAGUGUUGAUUACGAUGAAGAGCGAGCUGUCCACAUUUUAGAUAUAAUGGUUGCCGAGGAGGCUAGUCGAACACCUCGGACAUCGAGUGGACAGAGCAGUAGGAGUGACGAACGUAAAGAGAGCCCUCCGAUCACAGAAGCUUUGAAGAUGACUGCUUCGCCAAUUAAAAAGGUUACCAUAGAGGUGGACACCGAGAAAUCCAAGCGAUCUAAGAGCAAAAGUGAAACUCCUAGAGUUUCUCGAGGAACCAGUACUACCGAAGACAAAGAGUACAAGUCUCCAUAUCUAAGCAAGCCAACCGGACCAAAUCCCGAUUUACAUAAAGGAGCGAACAAUGAUCUUCUUCUGCCCGAUUACGCGCCUUGGACAGGUCCGGAUCCCAACAUACUUUCAAAGUGGUCCUACGGAAAUACAACAGCAGUUGGUCACAAUCCGUCAUUGGUCACUGGUAGUCGCACUACCGCCAACGGCCCGAAUCCAGAAUUAAGGAAAGGGCCUCUACGAGGACUAGCUCAGGGCUCCAUUUACUCUCAGAGGAGUGCAGCUAACAUUGAAAGCCGUGGAAAAUGAAACACGUCCAACUGCAGCUUCCUUUAGUCCAACGGUCACACAGUAAUUAGGAAAGUAAAUUGCGUUGGCUGCAUUGCGUCCAUCAUUGGUUCCAUUUCUUCAAUUAACCGUAACCGCGAUCACGCGUUUCGCAUGAACGUAUGAUUUAUUCCACUGUCUCGUAACUAAGUUGCAUACAACGAUUAAUUACGAAUGCAGCUCGAUGUUGUCAAAGUAAGCUCUAAUGUUAACUCGUUGCCUCUGGAGUCUGAUAGUAUUUUGUUGAAGUAUUAACUCCACGACGAUAAGUGUUUAUUGUUAACCAAAGAUAAAGUGGGAGGAAUUAAAGAAUUUAGUUUAGGUUAGCGUUCACACGUGCAAACAGAAGUACAAAAAGUUUGCUUUAAUCCUCAGUUUACCAGAGGCAGGAGUACACUUUUAUUAAUUACCGUGUUCUUUAUUUUAGUACAAGUAGCUAUGGGAGUCUUGUUAAUUUCAUUUUGUUCCACAAAAAAAUCUUGGUUAUCGCUGGUGUAUCGUGACGAUAAGUAUUCAUCGUACUUAUUCAUAAAUGCAGCUCGGUGUCCUUUUUAUAGUUCUAUCGUCGACUUGUUGUUCUUAGAGUCUCUUUGUAUUUUAGAUUUGAAUCUUGUUACAUACUAACAACGGUGAUAAGAGUAUUAUGUUAAACCAAAGAUAAAGUGAGGGGAGUUUUUGAACGUACUUGAGGAUUAUAGUUUUACAAGAUUUAGAGGUUGGCUGUAAUUUUUUUUUGCGUUUAUGCUCAACUCCUCAAAGGCAGGUUGUAUUCGUCCGAUAGGAACUACAUAGGAACGAGAGAAAUUAAUUCCUGCAUGUCGCUCGCACGAUCUAUGUAAAUUUGGAACGGUGCAAGGAUUUUUCUCGUUGGUUAAAGAACAUGCUAGUAUUUAUGCUAAUUUUAGAGACAAGCUGAAAGUGACAGCUGUGUAUAGUUAAGUAUUCGUAUAGGGUGAAGUUCAAUGGCCCUUGCAGUCUUCAUUGAAAACUGCGUUAGUGGUUAGUUUAAUUUCUAUGUCUCCAACUGUCAUUCUUAAAAAAAAAAAAAAGAAAAACAAUUCAUAUGUCGCAAUAGGUAGAUAUAUAGAUUAUAUCUAUAUACCUACCACAAACUAACAGCUUAUAGUAGUUUUGUAGCAGUAGUUUUCUCCGGAAGGCAGAAGUUUCAGAAUUUUCUUUAAAGAAAAAAAAAAAAGAAACGGUGUAAAUCUGAUCGAGUAGCUUCCCGUGUUAUUGAUAUAACGUAUCUUUUUAUGUGACAGAUCGAUCUUACAUGUAGAAAUGUAAUCAAGUGGUCAACUCGUUUGUCAAAUGUUACGGAUAGCUGUUCCGGUUUGUUAAGUAACCGGAACAUAGGAUAGGAUGUUAUAGAUUCACAGUUGCAAUCACUUCAACACUAAGUUACACUCUGAAUGUGAUGUCAUGCAAUUUGGAAAAGUGCAAGUUAUCCACCGAUGACUCAAAGACAGUGCAAAGAGUUAGCCAUGGUUGACUCAGAGACUCCGGUAGAAAAGUAGGAUAUUUAAUAUUCAAAUGUGCCACGAUUUUAUCGAUGUAAAGAGGUAUUUUCAUAGCUUCUCCCAGAAAUCAUCCUGCCUUCACAAGUCUAUUGUGUGAAUACGAAAAUAAUGAUCGCGGGGCUGUGGCUGAGAAGUUUGUUGAGAGCUAUUUUUAUAGCUUUUUGACUCUUAAGGAGACAAGGGUGGACGAUAUAAUAUAUUUUCUCAAUAUUUUAAGUACCACCGUGUAUGUAAAGUAAAACUAUUAUUGAGUAAAACAUGAGCAAGCUCUUCGAUUUCACGUAGGAACGAGUGCGUUUCAACGAGUACUGGAAGCAAGCAGAGCGAUCAAUGUCAAAUGGUUGAAAUAACUUCUUACUUAAGAAACUUCCAUUAGAAGCGAAUUGUGUUCGUGUUGAAAGUCGUAAAUAGGUUAAAUUCGUCUUAAAAGUUAACUUUAAUUGGCAUUUGUAUGUUAACUUAUGUGCAAUAUAUCGUUCCUAGUAUUGUCUUAUGCAUUGUCGUGUCGUAAGUUCGUUCCUUUGUGUAAAAUUUGGUAUAGAGGUUGCUGAUUCGUAACAUCUGUGGUGUAUUGUGACUUUUAUGUGCACAGCAAACCAGUACUUAGGACAGCGCUCGACUCUCUUCGCAGUUUGCGACAGUUAUUUCCCUUAGCAUACUUAAAUUGUGGAAUGUAUGUUCAUAGAAAUAAAGCAACUAUUUUUAAUAGAUAUUAGUGAAUAAUAUUGACAUUUUGAAAGGGGAGAAUAUAUUUAGCUAUCUAUUAAAUUAUUUCCAAAUCAAGUUUUGAGUAGCCUCGACCAUUGAGGACAGCUUAAUUAAUCUGUGUACGAGUACGAGUGCCAAGGUAAUAUGCAUUCCUAGAAAGCUGUGCCAUUUAAACUAUAGUGGAAGUAGUUACAUGCAUACAUCUAAGAGCCCACAUUUGAUAGCAAUAAAUAAUAAUGACCGGACAAAGCAUAUUCUGUAUAAAAAGUGAAAAGAAAAAAAAUCGAUUUGUAUUCAACUGUACUUAUACAUAUCUGUGCAAUAAAGGCAUUCGUAACAGCAUAAAA